Messenger RNA from Schizophyllum commune H4-8, 2483 nucleotides. RefSeq names its product MFS general substrate transporter. Gene Ontology annotation, cellular component: membrane. Gene Ontology annotation, molecular function: transmembrane transporter activity. The record is from RefSeq and is a predicted model, not a curated record. Bases 72 to 2126 code for a protein of 684 amino acids. Gene Ontology annotation, biological process: transmembrane transport. The transcript is spliced from 11 exons. Lineage: Eukaryota; Fungi; Basidiomycota; Agaricomycetes; Agaricales; Schizophyllaceae.
AUCGCCCUUGCCUCCCCCCACCACGUUCAGCCGACCUUAUACGGAGCCUGCGAGGCUGCCGGUCGCUUACCAUGUCCCGCACGCGCUUUCCGAUAUCGCGCACGCCGAGUACGGCGCCUACGACCCCGGGAGCCCUUCUGAGACCAGAUGGUUCGGUCAACGAUGAGGCCACGGGAAUGCUACACGACAUUGUGCACCACCACGAGCGCACCGAUGUGACCAUAGUCGAAGAGGAGACCCCUCGCGAGAGCAAGGACGGGCGUCCCUGGUACAAGAGGCCGAGCCCGUGGUGGAUCUUGGCGAUUAUACCGUUCACGACGAUGGCCAUGUCUGGCACCCUCGCUCCUAAGAUUGAGAUAUACACGCGCCUCGUGUGCCGCGUGCAUAGGCCCGACCUCUUCAAGGACACCUAUCACUACGAUCCUGCUACUACAGAGGGCAUACUGGGCAAACCCAGGCCCGCGAACGGCAUGAUUGACCCCCAUGAUACCUUCCCUCAUCCCGUUGCACGCGAAACCGUCCUUCAUUUUGCCGCUGACGAAGGCGAGGAGGGCCCUACGAAACCGACAUGCGCUUCAGACCCUCUCGUACAACGGAUCGUCGCUCAGCUGUCUGCUGCCAUGACCCUUUCCAUGGGCGUCCUCGCCUGUCUCACUACUGGCUGGUGGGGAUCGUUUUCUGACCGGCAUGGCAGGCGUUCCGUUAUGGGCAUUUCCGUCUUUGGGUUACUGCUCACAGACCUUAUCUUCAUCUUCGUUACGCUAUACCCGGAUACCCCGCCCGGCGGGUAUUGGUUCCUUGUCGUUGGCCCGCUGGUCGAAGGCACGCUAGGCGGCAUGACGGCAGCCAGUGCUGCUAUGCACGCAUAUCUCUCCGAUACUACCAAACCGGCUGAGCGCGCACGCUCCUUCUCCAUGUUUAUGGGCAUGCUUUUCAUCGGUGUCGCAUUCGGCCCCACUCUCGGUGCCCUCCUCAUUCGCGAGGCCGGUCUCAUCUACAUUUUCUUCGUCACCACGAUCGUUCACAUCGCGUACACGCUCUAUGUGUGGUUCAUUCUGCCCGAGUCCGUCUCGAAGGAGUCACAGCAUGCGUCGGCGCUACAAUAUCAGGAGUCCCUGGAGGUGACUACGCAUGAGCGCCGUGGGUCGCGCAUCCGGGCUCUGCUCAAGCGAAUGAGCGCGUUCUUGACCCCUUUGGCGGUUUUUUACCCUUACCGGACGAAGACGAAUGGAAACCCUUUGAAGGCGCCUACGAGGGACUGGAGUUUGGUCUUCAUUGCCCUUGCGUACGGCUUCACGACGAGCAUCAUGGGCUCGUACAACUAUACAUUCCAGUAUGCCUCGUCAACCUUUGGCUGGUCAUCAGAGCAGCUUGGCUACUUCCUUAGCUCGGUGGGGGCCGUCCGCGCCACUGUUCUCGUUAUCCUCGUGCCCCUCAUUCUCAAAAUAUUCAAACCCGCCCCCGAGACCAUCGAGUUCUAUCAAGACGACGAGAGCGCGCCGCUCCUCAGCCGCCCCGGCGCACCGCGCCCGCAAGUAAUCGUCCGCAAGGAGAUUCACUCCCCCUUGUUCGACCUGCGCUUCGCGCGCGCGUGUUUGGCGGUGGAGGUUGUGGCAUAUUCCUUCAUGGCGCUCGCACGGCAUGCGUGGGCGUAUGUAGGGGCCGCGAUGGGUGCGGCGAUUGGGGCGGCGCUGCCUGCGGCGUUGCAAAGUGUGGCGCUGGAUAUUUAUGUGAGGAGGGGUGGGUCGGAGGCGGGGAAGCUCUUCGGCGCACUUUCCGUGGUGCAGGCACUGUCUUCACAGAUUGCGGGCCCAUCUCUGUUUGCAUUGGUCUACAUGAACACCGUCGCCACCUUCCCCAGCGCCAUCUUCUUUGUCGCCGUCGGUCUCGUCGCCUUUGCCUGCAUCCUCCUCAUCUUCGUCCGUAUUCCGGACCACAAGAAUAGUGUUGGGACGCCUUCGCCUGCCAGUGAGGACGAGGAAAGCAGGAGCGCGUAUGCGGAUAGCCGAAGUACGUCCCCGAUGCCGGAUUUGGGACGCGAGGUGACGCUCGUGGAACUUGGAUCCGAGGAGGAUUUGAAUGCAGUGAGAGGGAGGAAGGGACAGGUGGGAGGGGAGACUGCAUGAGCGCAUAAAAGGAAGGUUGUUGAGAGCCACGCAUGGUUAGUAGAUAAGAUGGACCCUUUGGAAUCUUGCACUUGAUUUAUUUAGAUACGACGUAUAUGUAUCCACCCUUUGCCUACCUUACUCCCUGUUUGCUUGCUGUAUCAGUAUAAUCGUCUUGUGCUGCGCAAUUAGCUUCAAUGGCAUACAAUUGCAACUGUGCAAUAACCAAGUACAAGAGGAUAGACAGUAGGUACACUCGAGAGUCCAUGCCAGGGUAUCCAAUAUAUGCACGCGUAGUACAGGAGGAUUCAGAGGUCCGUGAGUGAGCCAUUUCACACACCAUUGACCUCGUCCGCCGCGGACGACCACCACCGGUAC